Molecule: messenger RNA, 1050 nt
Organism: Anoplophora glabripennis (Asian longhorned beetle)
Lineage: Eukaryota; Metazoa; Arthropoda; Insecta; Coleoptera; Cerambycidae
Product: endoglucanase Z
Exons: 1
Coding region: 38-1006 (322 amino acids)
Biological process (GO): carbohydrate metabolic process
Molecular function (GO): hydrolase activity, hydrolyzing O-glycosyl compounds
Source: RefSeq, a predicted model, not a curated record
UUCAGUGUUUUCUAACGUAUUCUGAAAACAUUUCAAGAUGAAGUCACUUCUGCUGUUUUGUUUAGUUGUACUGGGCACCUUGAUCAACCAGAGCUCAUCGAAGGAUGCCGCUCAGGAAACCGUAAGCAAGCACGGUAAACUGUCCGUAAAGGGUACCCAAUUGGUCAACCAAAAUGGUGAAGCCCUACAGUUGAAAGGUAUGUCCCUAUUCUGGAGCGUAUGGAUGCCUAAAUACUGGACUAAACCCACCAUCGACUCGGUCCACAACUACUGCCACUCAAAUAUCGUCCGUGCUGCUAUGGCCGUUGAGUAUGAUGGCUACUUGACCGACCCAACUACCCAAAUGCAAAUGGUGGAAACCGUUAUCGAGGCAGCUAUCCAGAAUGACAUCUACGUAAUUGCUGAUUGGCACGAUUGGCACGCGGAACAACAUUUGGAACAAGCCAAAGGAUUCUUUGAGCAGAUCUCGAAGAAAUACGGCGGUUACCCAAAUUUGAUCUAUGAGACCUACAACGAACCCCUCGACAUCGCAUGGUCAAGUGUCGUGAAACCCUACCACGAAGAGAUCAUCAAAGUUAUUCGUGCCAACGAUCCCGACAACAUAAUCCUGCUGGGUUCCCCACAUUACGAUCAAGAAUUGGACCAAGUAUUAGCCGAUCCCAUUCAGGGUCAGACCAACAUUAUGUACACCCUCCACUUCUACCCCGUCGAUACCAAACAAUGGUUGAGAGACAGAAUCCAAAACGUGAUGAACAAUGGACUCCCUAUCUUCGUAUCUGAAUACGGCACUUGCGCCGGAACUGGAAAUGGAACCGUAGAAGCGGCCGAAACUCAACUUUGGUGGGACUGGCUGGACCAGAACCAAAUGUCUUACGUCAACUGGGCUCUUUCCGACAAGGACGAAUCUGCUUCCGCAUUGAUCGCGAAUACUCCUGCUGAACAGGCCUGCCAAGACCAAUACCUGACUGAAUCUGGAAAACUGGUCAUUCCUCAGAACAAGAAAUAAGCUGUAGAUUCUGUAUUUUGAAUAAAUAAACGUAUAAUAUUUAA